This is a messenger RNA of Spinacia oleracea (spinach), 336 nucleotides long. Its product is annotated as pyrophosphate-energized vacuolar membrane proton pump. The coding region runs from base 1 to 336 and encodes 111 amino acids. Gene Ontology annotation, cellular component: membrane. Gene Ontology annotation, biological process: proton transmembrane transport. The transcript is spliced from 3 exons. The record is from RefSeq and is a predicted model, not a curated record. Lineage: Eukaryota; Viridiplantae; Streptophyta; Magnoliopsida; Caryophyllales; Amaranthaceae. Gene Ontology annotation, molecular function: inorganic diphosphate phosphatase activity; diphosphate hydrolysis-driven proton transmembrane transporter activity.
AUGGGAUUCCUUCUUGCUGCCAAUGGACUUCUAGUCCUGUAUGUCUCAGUUCAAUCGAGUUGUGCUGACUAUGCUGGUAAAGUUGAAAGAAAUCUCCCCAAGGGUGGUUCUAGAAAUCCAGCUGUAAUAUGUCAGUAUCUCACGUGCGACAAUGUAGAAGAUAUUGCUGGGUUGGCCUCUGACUUGUAUGGAUCCUGUGCUGAACCUUCUUGUGCAGCACUCUUUGUAGCAUCAAUAUCCUCCUUUAUGCUUCAUCUUCACGGCUAUGUCCAAUCUACUGAUGAUCAGCUCCAUGGGAAUCUUACUCUGCUUGAUAACCACACUUUUUGCAACUGA